Messenger RNA from Candoia aspera, 1956 nucleotides. It is a transcript of the gene SMAD3, whose product is annotated as SMAD family member 3. The coding region runs from base 16 to 1296 and encodes 426 amino acids. The record is from RefSeq and is a predicted model, not a curated record. Gene Ontology annotation, cellular component: heteromeric SMAD protein complex. Gene Ontology annotation, biological process: activin receptor signaling pathway; anatomical structure morphogenesis; transforming growth factor beta receptor signaling pathway. The transcript has 9 exons. Lineage: Eukaryota; Metazoa; Chordata; Lepidosauria; Squamata; Candoiidae. Gene Ontology annotation, molecular function: DNA-binding transcription factor activity, RNA polymerase II-specific; RNA polymerase II cis-regulatory region sequence-specific DNA binding; I-SMAD binding.
UCCCCGCGGCCGGCCAUGUCGUCCAUCCUGCCCUUCACGCCGCCCAUCGUCAAGCGGCUGCUGGGCUGGAAGAAGGGCGAGCAGAACGGGCAGGAGGAGAAGUGGUGCGAGAAGGCCGUCAAGAGCCUGGUGAAGAAGCUCAAGAAGACCGGGCAGCUGGACGAGCUGGAGAAGGCCAUCACCACGCAGAGCGCCGGCACCAAGUGCAUCACCAUCCCCAGGUCGCUGGACGGUCGGCUGCAGGUUUCCCAUCGAAAGGGUCUCCCACAUGUCAUCUAUUGCCGGCUCUGGCGGUGGCCGGAUCUUCACAGCCACCAUGAACUGCGCGCCAUGGAAAUGUGUGAAUACGCAUUCAACAUGAAGAAGGAUGAAGUCUGUGUGAAUCCAUAUCACUACCAGAGAGUGGAAACGCCAGUAUUACCUCCAGUGUUGGUACCACGACAUGCGGAAAUUCCAGCCGAGUUCCCUCCUCUCGACGAUUACAGCCAUUCCAUUCCCGAGAACACAAAUUUCCCAGCUGGCAUUGAACCUCAGAGCAACUACAUUCCAGAGACACCGCCUCCUGGAUAUCUGAGCGAGGAUGGAGAAACCAGUGACCAUCAGAUGAACCACAGUUUGGAUGCAGGUUCUCCAAAUUUAUCUCCAAAUCCGAUGUCCCCUGCACACAAUAAUCUGGAUCUCCAGCCAGUCACCUAUUGCGAACCGGCCUUCUGGUGCUCCAUUUCCUACUAUGAGCUCAACCAGCGAGUUGGAGAGACGUUCCAUGCAUCCCAGCCCUCGAUGACCGUGGAUGGCUUCACCGACCCGUCCAACUCGGAGCGCUUCUGCCUUGGCUUGCUUUCAAACGUAAACCGCAACGCAGCCGUGGAACUCACCAGGCGGCACAUUGGGAGAGGAGUGAGGCUGUAUUACAUUGGAGGAGAAGUUUUUGCCGAGUGCCUUAGCGACAGUGCCAUAUUUGUGCAGUCCCCCAACUGUAACCAGCGCUAUGGCUGGCACCCAGCUACCGUGUGCAAGAUCCCACCAGGCUGCAACUUGAAGAUAUUCAACAACCAAGAGUUUGCAGCCCUGCUGGCUCAGUCUGUCAACCAGGGCUUCGAGGCGGUCUACCAGCUGACGCGGAUGUGCACCAUCCGGAUGAGCUUUGUCAAGGGCUGGGGGGCUGAGUACAGGCGGCAGACGGUCACAAGCACGCCCUGCUGGAUUGAGCUCCACCUGAAUGGCCCCUUGCAGUGGCUGGACAAGGUCUUGACCCAGAUGGGCUCCCCGAGUAUCCGCUGCUCCAGCGUGUCUUAAAGGACAUGGAAAGUGGAAUCAGGUCAAAGCUUGAGUAGGGACAAAAUCAGCCAGCCUCUUACUUGGUAAUUUACAAAUAACAGAAUGAAAAUGAGCAUUUAGGGUAGUGGCCGUGUUCUUCCAAGGCCCAGGCCCUUCUUCUGUUCACUGAAAGAUUUUGUUUUGGCAUCGUUGACAUGAGCAAAGACUUCAGAACAUUAAUGUUCAGCAAAUCUACCCAAAUCUUUGAGAUGCCCGGCAGGGUCCUACCCUAGGCCACUGGAGGAAAGCCUCGGCUACAUUGGCAGCUUGGAUUUCCAAUUUAGGGCAGCCAGACUCUGGCGUGACGGCUCCUAGUCACGGCUUUGCGAGACCUGGUGGCUCUUGGCAACAGUUUGGGGGGGGGAGACUACGGAGCACGGAAAAUGUUCUGUCUCCCCCCUGCCCCUUCCUGCCUCUUCAUGCAAAAAUUUCCACUUAGUGCCAGGCAUGGGGAGCAGCUUAGGAACUGCCAAGACAUCUUCUAACAUUUCUUUUUGAGCAUUUGCCUUGGCAACUGCGUGUUCUUCUCUGCCAACCAUUUGCCAAAAUGGGGAGGAGUGGAUUUUCCUCCACAUCUGCAGCCACCUGAUUGAUACACCUGCCAUUAACUGAUGCACAUCCCAAGGAAGAAGCUGCUGC